CAGCGUCAGGAUGCUCUGAGGGGCGGAUUUCGGAAGCGGACCUGAGGAUUAGACGGAGGAGCAACGGGGCGGGAGAGCGGGGGCUGCUCUGCGUCCCUUCGCGGGGGAGAACCAUGGGCUGCAGCCUACCCGCUUCCGAGGCGGCACUUCAGCACUUCCAGCCCGUGGCCAGGCACCCAGCCUCCUUAACCCUGCUCUGCCCAUCUCCGCCGCCUUCCUCCCGGGGCUCCGCGCGUUAGCAUGGCUGCCCUCUUUUCUCCAGGCUCCGGUGCAGGGAGGGCUCCUCUCCGAGGCUGAGCUUGGAAGGGUCCUCCGCCCGCCUCCCUCCCCCCGCACCGCGGGGUCCUGGAUGCCUCCCUGCCUCUCCCCUACUCGGCUGAGGGGCCUGAGGAUUUGACCCGCUCUACCUUGCGGGGGAGGCUUGUUCUAACGGGGCUCCUCCAGGCAUUAUGGCUCACGCGGCGUCGCAGCUCAAGAAGAACCGCGACCUAGAACUUAACCCCGAGGAGGAGAAUGAGAAGAAGAGGAAGCACAGGAAGAGGUCCAAGGAUCGGAAGAAGAAGACUGACACCAAUGCAAGCUACCUACGAGCAGCCCGAGCAGGCAACUUGGAAAAAGCUCUUGACUACUUAAAGAAUGGAGUGGACAUCAACAUCUGUAAUCAGAAUGGGCUGAACGCUCUCCAUCUCGCUUCCAAAGAAGGCCACAUAGAAGUCGUGUCAGAGCUGAUCCAGAGAGGUGCCAAUGUGGAUGCAGCAACCAAGAAAGGAAACACAGCUUUACACAUUGCAUCCUUGGCUGGGCAGACCGAGGUGGUGAAGGUGCUGGUUACGAAUGGGGCCAACGUCAAUGCACAGUCGCAGAAUGGCUUCACACCACUGUACAUGGCAGCCCAAGAAAAUCACUUGGAAGUGGUUAAGUUUCUUCUUGAUCAUGGAGCUAGUCAGAGCCUCGCCACUGAGGAUGGCUUCACUCCAUUGGCCGUGGCCCUCCAGCAGGGUCAUGACCAAGUGGUCUCCUUGUUGCUCGAAAAUGACACGAAGGGCAAAGUGCGGCUCCCUGCGCUCCACAUCGCUGCACGCAAGGAUGAUACCAAGGCGGCUGCUUUGCUACUGCAGAAUGAUCACAAUGCUGAUGUGGAGUCCAAGAUGAUGGUGAAUAGAACAACCGAGAGUGGCUUCACCCCUCUACACAUAGCUGCUCACUACGGGAACAUCAACGUAGCUACGCUUCUAUUAAACCGUGGGGCAGCGGUGGACUUUACUGCGAGGAAUGACAUCACUCCCCUCCAUGUCGCAUCCAAACGAGGGAACACCAACAUGGUAAAGCUGCUACUUGACAGAGGAGCCAAAAUUGAUGCCAAAACAAGGUCGGGUUUGACUCCGAUCCAUGUGGCUGCCUUCAUGGGACAUGUAAAUAUUGUUUCACAGCUGAUGCACCAUGGAGCUUCUCCCAACUCAACCAAUGUGAGGGGUGAGACAGCCCUGCAUAUGGCCGCCAGAGCUGGCCAGUCAGAAGUGGUUCGGUCCUUAGUUCAAAAUGGAGCUCAGGUGGAAGCAAAAGCCAAGGAUGACCAAACACCACUGCACAUUUCGGCGCGUCUGGGCAAAGCCGAUAUAGUCCAGCAGCUGUUACAGCAAGGAGCCUCCGCAAAUGCUGCCACAACGUCUGGCUAUACCCCAUUGCACCUUUCAGCACGAGAAGGACACGAAGAUGUGGCAUCCAUCCUUUUGGACCACGGGGCAUCCUUGAGUAUCAUUACCAAGAAAGGAUUUACCCCUCUACAUGUGGCAGCCAAAUAUGGCAAAAUAGAAGUUGCUAACCUCCUACUUCAGAAAAACGCUUCUCCAGAUGCGGCUGGAAAGAGUGGUUUAACUCCACUGCAUGUUGCGGCACAUUACGAUAAUCAGAAAGUGGCACUUCUCCUUUUGGACCAAGGAGCUUCUCCUCACGCCUCUGCAAAGAACGGUUACACUCCGCUGCAUAUUGCUGCCAAGAAGAACCAGAUGGACAUCGCAACCACACUGCUGGAAUACGGUGCUGAUGCCAAUGCUGUGACCAGACAAGGCAUUGCUCCUGUGCAUCUGGCUUCCCAAGAGGGUCACAUGGACAUGGUCUCCUUGCUUCUCACCAGAAACGCCAAUGUGAAUCUCAGCAACAAGAGUGGUCUUACCCCACUGCACUUGGCAGCCCAGGAGGACAGAAUCAACGUGGCGGAGGUGCUGGUCAACCAAGGAGCUGUGGUGGAUGCACCCACGAAGAUGGGCUACACUCCAUUGCACGUUGGGUGCCACUAUGGAAACAUAAAGAUAGUUAAUUUCCUCCUGCAGCAAUUUGCAAAAGUGAAUGCCAAAACCAAGAACGGCUACACCCCCCUGCACCAAGCCGCUCAGCAAGGACACACCCACAUCAUCAACGUCCUGCUGCAGAAUGGUGCAUCCCCCAACGAGCUCACUGUGAAUGGGAACACCGCCCUGGCCAUUGCCAAACGACUGGGCUACAUUUCUGUCGUCGACACGCUGAAAAUAGUGACGGAAGAGACAAUGACGACAAUUACCGUCACAGAAAAACAUAAAAUGAACGUUCCAGAGACUAUGAAUGAAGUUUUAGACAUGUCGGAUGAUGAAGGUGAAGAUGCAAUGACGGGUGACACGGACAAGUAUCUCGGGCCGCAGGAUCUCAAAGAAUUGGGGGAUGAUUCUCUGCCUGCCGAAGGAUACGUGGGCUUCAGUCUGGGAGCCCGGUCUGCCAGUUCGGAUAGGUCCUACACCUUGAACAGAAGCUCUUACACCCGGGACAGCGUGAUGAUAGAAGAACUUCUGGUGCCACCAAAAGACACGUUUUCUGGUCAGCUUUAUGGUGGAUGCCCGGGGAGGCUCCAUGCGUGGCAGCCGCCACCACGGCAUGAGGAUCAUCAUCCCACCACGCAAGUGCACGGCUCCCACCCGCAUCACUUGCCGCUUGGUGAAGAGAGCCAAGCUGGCGAGCCCGCCACCCAUGGUGGAAGGAGAAGGAUUGGCCAGCCGGCUGAUUGAGAUGGGGCCUUCUGGGGCACAGUUCCUGGGUCCAGUGGUGGUAGAAAUCCCCCAUUUCGGAUCUAUGCGAGGAAAGGAACGAGAGCUGAUCGUGCUGCGGAGUGAAAAUGGGGAAACCUGGAAGGAGCAUCAGUACGAUAGCAAGCACGAGAACCUCCUAGAGAUCCUGAAUGGCAUGAAUGAAGAGCUGGACAGUGUCGAAGAGCUGGAGAAGAAGCGGAUCUGCAGAAUCGUCACCAAGGACUUCCCUCAGUAUUUUGCGGUGGUUUCGCGAAUUAAGCAAGAGAGCAACCAGAUUGGGCCGGAAGGAGGCAUUCUAAGCAGCACCACUCUGCCUCGGGUCCAAGCUGCAUUCCCUGAAGGCGCAUUGACAAAAAGAAUUCGAGUGGGCCUCCAGGCUCAACCAGUGCAGGACGAAAUGGUUAAGAAGAUCCUUGGCAACAAAGCCACCUUCAGCCCCAUUGUCACAGUGGAGCCCAGAAGAAGGAAAUUUCAUAAGCCCAUCACAAUGACAAUUCCGGUGCCACCACCCUCUGGGGAAGGAGUGACCAAUGGGUACAAAGGCGACACCACACCCAGCCUUCGACUGCUGUGUAGCAUCACAGGAGGCACUUCACCAGCACAGUGGGAAGACAUCACAGGAACCACCCCUCUCACGUUUGUGAAUGAUUGUGUCUCCUUCACAACCAAUGUUUCAGCCAGAUUUUGGUUAGCAGAUUGCCAUCAAGUUCUUGAAACGGUUGGGUUGGCCACACAGCUAUAUAGGGAAUUGAUCUGUGUCCCUUACAUGGCCAAAUUUGUCAUUUUUGCCAAAACCAACGAUGCUGUGGAAUCCAAUUUGCGCUGCUUCUGUAUGACCGACGAUAAAGUUGACAAAACGCUGGAGCAGCAGGAGAAUUUUGAAGAAGUUGCAAGAAGCAAAGAUAUUGAGGUUUUGGAAGGAAAACCCAUUUAUGUGGAUUGUUAUGGAAAUCUAGCUCCUUUAACCAAAGGGGGACAGCAGCUUGUAUUUAAUUUUUAUGCUUUCAAAGAAAAUAGACUGCCAUUUUCUAUUAAGAUCCGAGACACCAGCCAAGAGCCUUGUGGCCGCUUAUCCUUUCUGAAAGAGCCAAAGACCACCAAGGGUCUGCCCCAGACGGCCGUUUGCAACUUGAAUAUCACUCUGCCAGCACACAAAAAGGUACAGCCCACGGGGCAGCUUAAUAUCCCUGGCAGCAGCAUUAAAGAGUUAGUAUGUGCUGCAAAGAGGAAUGACUGUCUUGCCCUCGGAUUAAGCUGGCCUCUCUAUGUAUUAACUGUUUUUGUGUAUGCAGAAAGUAAAAGUGUGGAAAACAUCCCAAGUUUGAAAUGUCCUGCGCCAAGCGAUUCUGAGCUCAAAAACUUUGGACUUGGAGUAUUUUGCACCCUUUAAGCAGAAAGCAUUUUAAAAAUUCCCAGUUGCCCAUAGUUUGUUGUUUUUAAGGCUGGGAAAUUUUGUUCACAGAUCCUGCUUCUGCUUAGAGUCGCUAGACUUUCUGCUCUUAGUAAUUGUCAUGUAUUGAUUUGCAUUUGAUGUAUAGUUUUGUUUGUUAACCUUUUUUUUUCCGUUGACAUUUGUUUGCUUUGUCUAUGAUGAAUUAGCUUGCAUUUUUGUGCUCCCUUACUCGGCCUUUUACAUAUCCUGAUAUUCUUUUCCCUGCUGUCUGUUAUAAUAUUCCUUGUCUCCGCAAUUCAUCUUGGGACCCAAAGGAAACAGAAUCAGAUCAAGAUGAUGAGGUAAUACAAAACACUUUUUAUUUUACCUUUAUUGUAAUCAAGAGCUUAUAUUCAAAUUUCUGUCAU
Messenger RNA from Thamnophis sirtalis, 4856 nucleotides. The record is from RefSeq and is a predicted model, not a curated record. Lineage: Eukaryota; Metazoa; Chordata; Lepidosauria; Squamata; Natricidae.